AAGUAACUCGGGAAUAGCGGUCGAGAAAUGUGCAAGUUACGACUUGAUUUCUCUAUUUUGAAUGAGAGCGUCGACCUUUCCAACAUGGCCGCCACGUACGCAUGUUAGUGCUUUCCCGCGAGUCAUGUUCCCACAAUCCAUUGCAAAUGCAGCUCUACGUUCAAGUCGACGAAAUAAUAUUUUCUACAUGAUGCUUUUUUGAGAAGCCCCUUCUUUGUCUUGCUGAAUCUUCCCGUGACCCACGACCAGAGCCAAGAUGGCAGCCGUAGUCGCCAAGCGAGAAGGGCCGCAGUUCAUCAGCGAAGUGGCCAUGAGGGGGAACGCGGCUGUGCUGGACUACUGCCGCACCUCCGUGUCAGCGCUGUCCGGAGCCACCGCCGGUAUCUUGGGCUUGACUGGACUGUAUGGCUUCAUUUUUUACUUUUUGUCCUCGUUCCUCCUGUCUUUAUUGCUGAUUCUCAAGGCCGGACGACGAUGGAAAAAGUGCUUUAAAUCCAGACGGCUGCUCUUCACCGGGGGCCUGGUUGGAGGUCUUUUUACCUACGUCCUCUUCUGGACUUUCCUCUAUGGAAUGGUGCACGUGUACUAAAAUUACCCGAGUUUUUCCUUCACCCAAUUACAUUUUGUUUGAACUGUAGAUGAGCCAAAAUAGAGCUUAAUGUUAUUCAUUAUGACCUGCUGAGACAAUAUACUUUUCCAGCCCCUUCUUCACACACUCAACAAUGCCUUUUAUUAACUCCAGACCUCUCCUCAUGUAUGAUCCUGCCCGAAAUUCUUAUUUGGAUUUGUAGUGUAAUGGGCUCACGCACAUGACAUCCUAAGUAAGGUGUAAACACUUUGUAUUACACCUUUCUGUACAGUAAAGAUGUUAUAUGAAGAAAUGUGAUUAUCGCACUAAUUGGAAUAAAUUCUUCUAUACUUA
Syngnathoides biaculeatus (alligator pipefish) is the source of this 922-nucleotide messenger RNA. RefSeq names its product ER membrane protein complex subunit 6 (gene emc6). The transcript has 3 exons. The record is from RefSeq and is a predicted model, not a curated record. Bases 257 to 589 code for a protein of 110 amino acids. Gene Ontology annotation, cellular component: EMC complex; endoplasmic reticulum; membrane. NCBI's taxonomy places the organism in Eukaryota, Metazoa, Chordata, Actinopteri, Syngnathiformes, Syngnathidae. Gene Ontology annotation, biological process: protein folding in endoplasmic reticulum; autophagosome assembly.